AUGUUAGCACAUCGCGGCAUGGGCAUUGAAAGUGACUUAUGUGUUCUUUGCAAUGACGAAAAUGAGACGUCUGAUCAUAUGUUUAUGCACUGUUUUUACUCCUUUGAGAUUUGGGAUUAUAAUGUGCUGCUUGAAAGAGUAAUUCCUACUACAUUGAUUCCAAUAAACAUCACUAUUCCCACUAAGAAGGAACAAGUUUUCUCUACAUAUGCAGACAACCAACCUGGAGUCUUAAUUCAAGUGUACGAAGGCGAGAGGGAAAGAACCAAGGAUAACAACCUGCUUGGUAAAUUUGAGUUGUCUGGAAUUCUACCUGCGCCUCGUGGUGUCCCUCAGAUCACUGUUUGCUUCGAUAUUGAUGCAAAUGGUAUUCUGAAUAUGUCUGUGGAGGAUAAAACUACAGGGAAGAAGAACAAAAUCACAAUCACUAAUGAUAAAGGAAUGUUGGCGAAGGAGGAAAUCGAGAAGAUGGUGCAAGAGGAAGAAAAGUACAAGGCAGAGGAUGAGCAUCACAAGCAGAAAGUUGAGUCUAAGAAUGCUUUGGAGAACUAUGCUUACAACGUGAGGAAUACUAUCAAGGAUGAGAAGAUUGCUGGGAAGUUAGCACCAGCUGACAAGAAGAAGAUUCAGGAUGCAAUUGAAGCUGCUAUCCAGUGGCUUGACACCAACCAGCAUGCAGAGGCGGAUGAAUUUGAUGACAAGAUGAAAGAGAUGGAGAGUCUUUGCAACCCAAUUAUUGCUAAAAUGUAUCAAGGUGGUGUUGGACCUGACGUGGGUGGUGCUGGUGGCAUGGAUGAGGAUGGUACUUCAAUGGGAGCUGGAGGUAGUGCAGGGCCUAAGAUUGAGGAAGUUUAUUAA
This is a messenger RNA of Papaver somniferum (opium poppy), 858 nucleotides long. RefSeq names its product probable mediator of RNA polymerase II transcription subunit 37c. The transcript is spliced from 2 exons. Gene Ontology annotation, molecular function: ATP-dependent protein folding chaperone; ATP binding; heat shock protein binding. Gene Ontology annotation, cellular component: cytoplasm. NCBI's taxonomy places the organism in Eukaryota, Viridiplantae, Streptophyta, Magnoliopsida, Ranunculales, Papaveraceae. The coding region runs from base 1 to 858 and encodes 285 amino acids. Gene Ontology annotation, biological process: cellular response to unfolded protein; protein refolding. The record is from RefSeq and is a predicted model, not a curated record.